Molecule: messenger RNA, 858 nt
Organism: Encephalitozoon romaleae SJ-2008
Lineage: Eukaryota; Fungi; Microsporidia; Unikaryonidae
Exons: 1
Coding region: 1-858 (285 amino acids)
Source: RefSeq, a predicted model, not a curated record
AUGAACAGAUAUGAAACAGCUGAUCAUGAUUAUAUGCAUGCCAAGGAUUACUUUAAUAACUAUAAAUUCGGAUAUAUUGAGAGAACUACAAAGACUCUUCUUCUUCAAAGUCUAAGGCCAGAAGACAGGCAGAAUGAAGAUCUGCUUACUAUACUAAACCAAAGCAAAUCCCAACUGAAGGAUGUCAAGUCUAUUGGCAAGGAAGCUUCUAAAUCUAUUUCUGAACUAUCUGAACUUAUUUAUGAGGCAAGAAACAAGCUCUCGAGAUAUGAGGAAAUGCUAAAGUACGAAACAGAAAGAGAAAAGAGCCUUAAAGAAGAAUGCACCCGAUUUGAAAGCCUUGACGAGAACCUGAAGGUCUACGAUGAGCUUACGGCGCAAUUUGAUAGAGGGUGUAAAGAGAUGCAAGUGAAUAUUGAAAAGAUAAAUGUCCUUAAGGAAGAAAUAGCAAUGAUGAGCACCAAUGAAGCCGAAGAAGAGCUAAAAAGUAUCAAGAACCGAAGAGAUAAGCUUUGUGGAAAGCAGAAAAGGCCUUCUCUGAUAACGAUGGAAAGUUAUAUAGAGAAUUCAUACAAUUGGUAUAGAAAGGCACUUGAAUUUAUCAAAAAUGUUUUCGGUAUAAGCCUUGUUACAAUUGAGCAGGAAAACAAUGAAAUGUACAUGAGGCUUAAAGCUUCUACAUGCGAGAUAGGGAUAUUUGUGAGAGACGGGCGAAUGAUUGAGUCCAAACUAUAUAAUACCAGUGAUGAAAGCUUGAUGUCGUUGUUUCCAGCUCUGAACAAGUUUGCUGUAUCUAUUAAUGACCCACGUACACUACUUAUGUUAGUCGCAAACAGAUGCACGACAUCUGAGGAUUGA